This is a messenger RNA of Rotaria socialis, 1122 nucleotides long. The record is from the annotation of a GenBank genome assembly. NCBI's taxonomy places the organism in Eukaryota, Metazoa, Rotifera, Eurotatoria, Philodinida, Philodinidae.
AUGCAGAAUACAUUUGUAAUUGCAAUAUUCGUUACAAUUAUUGGUCUAACAUUUCUUGGAACUAUCAUACUUAAUCUUCUAGCUAUUGUUUAUAUAUUAUCAACACGAGAUAAAACAACGUUUUCCAUGCUUGUUGUCAAUUUAGCUGUAGCUGAUAUUAUUCACGCGGUGGGUAUCAUCUUUUUCACUAGUACUCUAUUUACACGCAGUUGGAUAUUCGGUGAAUUUGGUUGUAAAUUUAGUUUAACAAUCGAUGUACUUUGUACGGUGGUCAUUGUUUAUACAGUGGCAGCGUUAAGUAUUGAACGUUAUAUUGAUGCACGUUCAAUUUUACCAGCAAAAUUUCGUUCAAUUAUUACAGUCGGUCUAUUAGUUCUUAUAUGGACACUCGGUCUUCUAUUGCCAUAUCCAUUUAUUUUUUAUACUCACCUUUCUGAAGCUGCCGAUAUUUUUAAUUAUAAUGCGAGUAAAACUUCUACAAAGGCAAUACUAGUCUAUUCAUGUCAAUCGUAUUUAACAGAAAAAGAAUUGCUUGUUCAUGAAAUACUUCUAUAUAUCACUGCUUUUAUAAUUCCAUAUUCAGUAAUUGUUGCAUUUUCAUUGAAAUUACUCAAGUUUUUACGUGUUUGGGUAAAACGCAAAGAACAAUUAACUCGUGCAAGUGUAACAAGAAAACGAACGCGCGGUGUUAAACUUGUUUUAUGCAUUAUUUUAUCGUUUCUCAUAUGUUUUACACCAUUUUGGACAUUUAAAUUUUAUACACGUUUUAUUGUUGAUGAAAAUGUUGUACGACGGCCAUUAUUACAACGUAUUUUAUCCUAUUUACAUUUACUUGUUGUUUUAAUUAAUCAUUUCGAAGGAAUACUUAAUCCAUUAUUUUUUAUUGUACUAACUGAACGUUUUUGUUUAACAUUUUCAAAACGUCGAGAACGAAAUUCAAGAUUAAUAGAAACGCGAUCAUCUGUUCGUGUAACUAAUGGAAGAAAAAAACCAGCAAAACUGUCAUUAACGUCAACAAGAACGGCACAAAAUAAGCAACUCAAUGGGCUUCUACUAUUGAAUAAUAAUAAUAAUCAUUCGGAAAAUAGCAGUGGAACUCCAGUAAUGCCUGAACCGCUAUGA